Messenger RNA from Solea solea (common sole), 1683 nucleotides. RefSeq names its product arylsulfatase A-like. Bases 51 to 1568 code for a protein of 505 amino acids. Gene Ontology annotation, molecular function: arylsulfatase activity. The transcript is spliced from 8 exons. The record is from RefSeq and is a predicted model, not a curated record. NCBI's taxonomy places the organism in Eukaryota, Metazoa, Chordata, Actinopteri, Pleuronectiformes, Soleidae.
UAUCUACGGCGGCUCCUCUGAACGCUCCGUGUUAUGUGAACGACAGCAGAAUGAAUUCCACCUGCUUCCUCCUCUUCUUCGGCUUCUGCCUCUGCUUCAGUGGCGCGGCUUCACCGCCUAACUUCGUCCUGUUGUUCGCAGAUGAUUUAGGUUUAGGGGAUUUGGGUUGUUAUGGACACCCAACUUCGCUGACCCCGAACCUAGACCGACUGGCUGCGGGAGGACUCCGCUUUACAGACUUCUACUGCACCAGUCCUGUCUGCAGCCCUUCUAGGGCGUCCUUGUUGACGGGACGUUAUCAGACUCGCUCGGGCAUCUAUCCAGGAGUGUUGUACCCAGACUCUGUGGGUGGUCUUCCCCUGAAUGAGACCACCAUUGCUGAAGUCUUGAAACCUCUGGGCUAUGCCACUGCUGCCAUAGGGAAGUGGCACCUGGGAUUUGGGAAAAAUGGGACCUUUCUUCCAACCAAGCAGGGAUUUGACCAGUACCUUGGCAUUCCCUACUCUCAUGACAUGGGCCCCUGCUGGAACCUGACUUGUUUCCCUCCAGAUGUGAAGUGUGUUGGAUUGUGUGAUAUUGGCCAUGUAACCAUUCCACUUAUGCACAAUGAGGUCAUCCAGCAGCAACCAGCCAAUUUCCUAGACCUGGAAGAGGCUUACAGUGACUUUGCAACCAAUUUCAUCUUCACAUCAGUCAAGAAUAAACAACCUUUCUUCCUCUACUAUCCCUCCCAUCACACUCACUACCCCCAGUAUGCAGGUGAAGGUGCAGCUGGGAAGACUCUAAGGGGCCCAUUCGGAGAUUCUCUGUUGGAGUUUGACAACACUAUAGGAAACCUACUGACGACUCUGACGAAGACAGGAGUGAUCAACAACACACUGAUUUUCUUUACUUCAGACAAUGGACCUGAGCUGAUGCGCAUGUCCCGUGGCGGUAACGCUGGCCUUCUGAAAUGUGGGAAAGGCACCACGUACGAUGGAGGCAUGAGAGAGCCAGCCAUCGCCUACUGGCCCGGCACCAUCAGGCCAGGUGUGACACAUGAGUUGGCCAGUACUCUCGAUAUCCUCCCAACCUUCGCUACACUAGCAGGAGCCAAACUGCCCAAGGUGAUGCUGGAUGGCGUCGAUAUGACUGAACUCCUUAUCAAACAGGCGAAGAGUAAAAGGGAGACGAUGAUGUUUUACCCCACUGAUCCCACAGAGAAGUACGGUCUGUUUGCCCUCAGGUUGGGGAAGUACAAGGCUCACUUCUAUACACGAGGUGCCACCCACAGCGGUACCACACCAGACAAAGACUGCCCAGUAUUUGCACUUCUCAAGGCACACGACCCUCCUCUGCUUUUCGACCUGGAGGCUGAUCCCUCGGAGAACUACCCACUCCCUCUGGUGGGAAAACCCGACCUUCAAGCCGUGCUGGAGCGGAUCAAGAAAGUCAAGCAGCAGUUUGAGGCCUCCAUGGUGUUUGGUGAGAGCCAAAUUUCAAAAGGAAAAGAUUCCAGUCUGGAGCCAUGCUGCAAUCCUCAGUGUACGCCCAAGCCCAGCUGCUGCCACUGUAACAAAUUGCUGUAAAAAUACAGGACAUUUUUGAACGUCCUCUAUUUUUUAAAUCUGUACUGUCCUUCAUGAAUACUGUAAAUGUUGAUGUUGUUGUGGAAUAAAAUUUUAACAUCAAACUACUGCAAAA